AAAGACUCUGCCUGGCUUUGCUCGCAUGACUGUGUUGGAGUCCCUUGGGAGUGAUCCCAGACAGCUUUCAGCAGCGCUGCCACGAUCCAAUCAUGCCCGCACUGCACAGAGCACUCUUGCUCGCACCGAUGCUCUCAUUCGCAUACGAACCACUGUCGCGCCGCCGCAUCGCUGGACUAGCGGCCGCCUCACUUGCACCACGCGUUGCGCGCGCGGAUGAACCUGCUGUAGAUGCAGAAAUGCUUGCGAACAUCCAGAAGUCGCGCGACGCUUGGAAGACGAACGCCGCGAGGCGGGGGUUCGCGCUUGAGGCCGGCGCGUCGAUGCCGUUCGUCAAGGAAGGCACGGUCGGCGCCCCGGACCGGUCUGCACCCUCGACCUUCGGCGCGCCGCGCCCAAAGAGCAAGCGCGAAAUCCGCAAGGAGGCGCUCGCCGAGGCCGCGGCGUCGGGCCUGCCCGACGGCUGGGUCGAGGUCACGGACGACGCGGGCCGCGUGGCCUUCUACGGCAACGUGAAGACCGGCGAGCGGCAGUCCGAGCGGCCGGGCUAGGGCCGUCGACGCUAGCUGUGAGUAGGCAUUUCUUGGUAACCGCC
This is a messenger RNA of Pelagomonas calceolata, 595 nucleotides long. The record is from the annotation of a GenBank genome assembly. Lineage: Eukaryota; Pelagophyceae; Pelagomonadales; Pelagomonadaceae.